AUGGCUGCUCGAGCCAGUUCCUCACUCAACCUUCCCAAGUCUUCUGGCAGAUGCACAUACAGCAUUGCAGCAAAGGCUGGGACAGAGUUCAUAGAAGCCUUGCCCGAUACAGGGGCCCAGUUCAACAUUAUCUCAGCCCACUUGGCUCAAAAAUUGCGUCUUGAGCCCAAACCUCAUACAGAACGACUAAUCCAGUUGCCAACCGGGGGAUCACCGCUGCUGUUCGUCAAGGUGGCAAACGGCUCGGCCUGCGCCUUGUUGGGAAUGAGAGGCGGUGCCUGCAUGGUCUCAUUGAUGAACAGCCUGUCGGCCCUUCCUGAUACAGGAUCAGACGUCAUGGUUAUGUCCAAAGCAUAUGCUAUUUCCCGCGGCUUCAACAUCGACAGGAAUCUUCAGAAAUUUCUUGAUCUUGAGCUUGCUGAUGGUUCUGAAGCCUUCACAUGUGGCCUAGUCCGCGGGGUAGACUGGACAUUUGCUGCAUCACGACAAAGCGUGAAAUGCGACUUCUACGUUCUUGAAGACUUGUGUACGAAUGUUGUGCUUACCAACGACUUCUUGUUUGGAUUAGACGUUUUUUCCACGGAAUCAGAGUUCCUGUCCAAGCUUUCUUAUAGCGAAGACUAUUCAGAGCUAUUGCUCAUAAGCCUCAAGGGGAAUUGUCCAGCUGAGUUGCCGCCGCAUGAAGAUCUGGCCAACAUCGAUCGUGAGUUCAAGUAG
Messenger RNA from Colletotrichum paranaense, 717 nucleotides. RefSeq lists its product as uncharacterized. Lineage: Eukaryota; Fungi; Ascomycota; Sordariomycetes; Glomerellales; Glomerellaceae. The record is from RefSeq and is a predicted model, not a curated record. Bases 1 to 717 code for a protein of 238 amino acids. The transcript is spliced from 2 exons.